This is a messenger RNA of Tremella mesenterica DSM 1558, 1449 nucleotides long. RefSeq lists its product as uncharacterized. The coding region runs from base 11 to 1390 and encodes 459 amino acids. Lineage: Eukaryota; Fungi; Basidiomycota; Tremellomycetes; Tremellales; Tremellaceae. The record is from RefSeq and is a predicted model, not a curated record. The transcript is spliced from 10 exons. Gene Ontology annotation, molecular function: oxidoreductase activity, acting on the CH-CH group of donors; flavin adenine dinucleotide binding.
CUUGUGAGACAUGAAAGGUGAGAGGGUACUCGUACUCGACUAUCUCCCAUCAGGGGCUUGGUCGCUGAUCGAACCUCUCUUCUCCUCACGGGCUAAAGGCACCCUCAACACACUCAUCUCCUUCGUCGAGGAUGAUUGCCUACCCGCGGAAGCUCUCUUUCACUCACAAAUCCCUACUGAUCCAGUACAAAGAUGGAAGACAAUCCCACCUAUCGUCCACACCCUUCAGACUCGGGCCAAACAGCUUGGCUUGUGGAACCUUGGGUUACCCCAAGGUGACUCUGGACCUGACGGACAAGGAGAGGGUCUGACCAAUCUGGAGUAUGCAGUUAUGGCUGAGAUCAUGGGACACUGCUUAGAGCUUGCACCUCAGGCGACAAACUGCAUGGCGCCGGAUAGUGGAAACAUGGAGGUCUUGGCGAUGUAUGGGACACCACAACAGAAAGACAAGUACCUACGACCUCUGCUCCAAGGAGAGAUCCGAAGUAGUUUCUCCAUGACCGAAUUUGGAGUCGCCUCAUCCGACGCUACAAACCUCCACAACACUAUUGCUACACAAUCCAGUUCUACACUCAUGUUGUCGGGUCACAAGUGGUGGAUCUCAGGUGCAGGUAAUCCGCAAAACAGAUUGCACAUUGUCUUAGCCGUGACCCAUCCUCAGAAUCCUCCUCAUCAACGACAUUCCCUCCUUUUAGUAGACCCAGGUCAACGAGGGGUCAAUGUAGUCAGACCGAUGACGAUUCUGGGGUAUGAUGAUGCUCCCGAGGGACACUGCGAGGUGAUAUAUGAUAACGUUUCCUUGGACCCGGACACCUCCGUCUUAGGUGGGAGGCAAGGAUUAGGAAGGGGUUUUGAAAUGCUCCAAGCGAGAUUGGGACCCGGACGGUUACACCAUUGUAUGCGAGCGUUGGGCGUCGCGGAAAGAGCUCUGGGAUUGAUGAUACAAAGAGUAUCCGAUCCUCAGAGGAAGACCUUUGGGAAACAACUCAAAGAUCAUGGUACGAUCUUAUCAGACAUCGCAAAUAGUCGAGCGGAGAUCAAUCAAGCUAGAAUGCUGGUACUGACCGCUGCCAGAGAGAUUGAUCUACUUGGAGCCAAGGCUGCGAGGAAGGAAAUUGGGGUUGCAAAGUUUAUAGUACCCAACAUGGCUCUUCGAAUCAUCGAUCGAGCUAUGCAGAUCCACGGAGCUGAGGGAAUCUCACAGGACACCCCGCUGGCUUAUCUAUACGCUCAGAUACGAACACUCAAAUAUGCGGACGGGCCCGACGAAGUACAUAUUCAGCAGGUGGGAAAGCAAGAACUCAACCGGGUAACAGAACUUCGAGAGAGACAUCGUAGAGUGCGUGAAAAAGAAGCCGUCACCGGUCCUCGGACCAAAGCGAAGUUAUAGCGAGAUAGGAAGUGCGUUACGAACACAACUACGAUCAUUCAUGUCAACAUCUGCUUUUG